AUGCCCCACUCAACAUUAGAAGAGCCCGAGCCCGCCUUCUGCAGGAGGUGCAAGGAAAUAAGACCAGUCGGCCAUACAGAACACGGCAGGCGUGGUGCGAGCGGAGAAGGGGGACUGGAGAGUGUCACGGCUACUGCUCCUAGGGGUACUUUUCGACCUCCACGUAUGAUCAGGCAGGAUGCGACUGUUGUCAGGACUCCGAAUGUGAGAACAGGGACGGUCUCUAGUCGAGAACUACUAGAGGAUAGAUAG
Neurospora tetrasperma FGSC 2508 is the source of this 252-nucleotide messenger RNA. RefSeq lists its product as uncharacterized. The transcript is spliced from 2 exons. Lineage: Eukaryota; Fungi; Ascomycota; Sordariomycetes; Sordariales; Sordariaceae. The coding region runs from base 1 to 252 and encodes 83 amino acids. The record is from RefSeq and is a predicted model, not a curated record.